AAAUUAGUUCUAGUGAGUCUGUGAAAGUGUGAGCGACUUCGACUAUCGCACGGCGACGACGGUACACGCGCGAUCAAUUGGCAAACAACCGCAAGCGGAUCAACUGGUCACUCGCCGCUGAGAACUUGCCAAAAAACUCAAAAAGCCCAAAUCACUUCUGCAUCCAAGGAGAACUCAGUCCGGAGCAACUAGACACGUGCAUCAUGUCUCAUCAGUGCAGCUGCGGUCGCGACCUCAACAACAACUACGUCUCGUACACGAGUGCCUACGCCAACACGAACGCCGGAAUGGAUCGCGAGGCCUCGUCAGGCGGCAGCAAGUCCGGGGGUCCUCCGCGCACCCAGCUGACGGCUCAGGUGAUGUUCGGGACGGUGGGCGCCAUCAAGGAGCUGCGCGACAAGGAGCAGCAGCAGCAGCGGCACGCAGCAGUAGCACGAGCGGGCGAGCGGCGCAACUGAGGGUAGCUGGACUUUGGGAGCUUUCAGUGGAUUGCUGCAGCGCCGUUGGAGCACCAUUGGAGGCGGAGGCGAAGGCGCUACGAAUGGCGACGGGGGCGGGGCGGGACGAACGGCCGAUGGAUCGGUCAAGUGCUGUGCUGUGGGUUGUCGGGGAUCUCUGGCUGACUGAAAGGAUCGGGCCGAGUCGGAUGAUUCAGAUGCUGCGGAUAGUUCCAGCAGUUCAUUUGGAUGAGGCUACUAAUGCGGAAUCUGACUCUGAAGACUCGAAAUUUAUAUCUGUUUUUCGAAUUUGUCGGGUCUAUUGAUUGAUUAUAUGUACAUAUAUAGACUCUUCGAACUUCUCGAACCGAUCAGAUAACUAAAGUGAUGUAGUUCGCCCGGUGAUCCGUUCAAAACGAGAUAGCGUUGGUCCUGGUCCCUGGGGUCAGGUUAGAGGCUUCAAAGUGUUUGCAGGGGGCAGGGCCAUCUGUGUGAAUUGGUGGGACGGCCAUCAAGAAUGACAUUCCUUCUCAAAAACAAGAAAUAACUAUCUAAAGCAAGAGAUGUAACGAAAAAAAGAACCACAAAAACAGAUCAUAACUUAGGAAAAGGACAUCACAUAUUUAUAGUAUACUUUGUCAGCCACACUCUCUCUUUCUUUGUCUUUUUUUCGGGCUCCUGUUCCUUCCGCUAAUUAUUUCUAAUCUUCAGCAGAACUCGAAUUUUAUUCGAUGUAAAUUGUUUACCGCAUAUUUAUACAUACUACAUAGUGCAAUACUUUAGCUGAUACAUCCACACAUGCGUAGUCUUAAGUUUGUUUUAUUUUGUAAGCGCACACACACGACACACACACUCAUUCUACAAUGUUGUUUAAUUUUGUUUUGUUGUUCACGCGCUCAGCCAGUUUCGGGCAGCAGUUGGCGGACAGCGGGCCUAGAGACUUCCAGGUGCUGCUGCAGCUCGGAAUGCCAGGCACGUAACUCCACACACACCUACACCUACACUCACACCCCACACCAUAUAAAUAUACUACAACCCUAUAUAUAUGCGUAAUCAUUAAUACCUAUGCAACUGUUAUUAUUUUUAAUAAUCAUACUGUAUAUGCUGGAUGAAAAGAAGAAACCGAAAACGAAACAGAAACUAAAAUUAUUCCUCCAAAUGGGACGUAUUUGCUCAAGUGAUUUUGUUGUUUGUUUACAAAAAUGGAAACAAUGCAUUAAAUGAAAUUUAAACUUAAUUGAAGUGCUGUAAAUGGCAAGAAAACCGAGUUUUAGCAUCAGAGACCUUAGUUUACCCAGAGGCGCACGUAUAGAGAGCACGGCGGAGCAUCUACAAUAUAUUUAUUACGCCUAUAAUACAAUAUAAUAUUAAAUGUAAUACACACACGUCUACUGUACGUCUAUUUAUAGAGCUAAUCCCAACAAUGGCAAAUAAAAAUCGAACUCUUAAUAAACAGAAAUCGAAAACUUC
Drosophila bipectinata is the source of this 1907-nucleotide messenger RNA. RefSeq lists its product as uncharacterized. The record is from RefSeq and is a predicted model, not a curated record. Lineage: Eukaryota; Metazoa; Arthropoda; Insecta; Diptera; Drosophilidae.